CCAGAACCCAAACCAGAACCAGAACCCAUUAUACAGAAGAAACACCAAAGAUGCGGUGGACUGGUCAAGGACACAUUUUGCAAGGAGACAUGCUGCUGGAGAAGAAUUCGAGUCACUCCGGCUCCUGAACCCAAACCAGGACCAGAGCCCAAACCAGAGCCAAAUCCCAUCGUACAGAAGAAACCCCAAAGAUGCGAGAAAACCAACACCAGUGAUGUGGAGGGGGCCGUCCCCAACUUUGGGUCAGUACAUCACAAGAACCACAGCAAGACGAGAAUUUAUCAAAUCACUGUUAGAGUCUGGGAGCUCUGAGGUGAUGAAGUUGACGCAGGCUCUGACCCAUUUCAUUUUUUAUUUCAGAUUUCCAAACUUCGGGCGGACGUGCUACCUCAACUCCUGCCUGCAGAGCCUCCUGACCCUAAAAGACUUCUUUGCGAGCAUCCGGUCUAUGGAGCCAGUCUGGAGCUCAGUCCCUGGAGCUGAGCUGCUGAGGUACAACAACCGUGUCACGCUCACGUUUCACCCUAAACCUGGAGAACGAAACAAACCAACAGCAAAACAUUUGUAUUGUUUUUGUUUUCCACAGACACCUGAACCAGAUCAAUGAUAUGCACGCAACCCCAGACUUAAGAGAGAAAUGCCGCCUCCUGCUCAAGUUUAAAGUAGCAGUGUCGCUGCAGGAUCCCGAGUUCAGGGACGGUCAAGAGAAAGUGAGUCCCCUGACCUUGUUUUGUUAUUCUACCUCAUGAUGGUGUGCUCAGUGUAUAAACUCUUUUGUGCGUUUUUUUUUUAAUUCAGGAUGCUCACGAGUUCCUGCUGUCAGUCCUGAAUCAGAUUCAAGGUCUGUCCCCUGUUUUAAAGGAGGGGGCAGCACAGUUAGGGACAUCAUACACCUGCCCUGUGGAAGAGAACUUUGUGUUCUGGAUGGACAACAGCAGGACAUGCAAGACGUGUGGAGCCCAAACUACAACACGUGAGAAAUUCACAAACAUUUCUCUGGAUGUGGUUCCUGGGGCUUCCAUCGAGGAAAUGCUGAAGGCCUACCAGAGCGAGGAAGACUUGGAGUGCAGCUGCCAAUGCGGAGGGAAGAUUUCUGGACGAAAAUCCAGCCUGGACACCCUGCCAGGUUUCCUCAUUGUGCACCUGAAGCGUUUCCGCUUCACUGAAGCGUACACCCUGGAGAAGGUGAUAGACCCCGUCCAGAUUCAGAGGGACAUGCUGGUGUCCUCUAACCAAGGUGGCGGCUGCUACAGUCUGGUCAGCGCCAUCAGCCACUAUGGCAACAUAUGCCGAGGACACUAUAUUGCCGACGCUAUCCAUCCAGACAGCUGCUCUGAGACACAGAUUGACCGCUGGCUCACACUCAACGACUUUUUAGUCAAAGAGACAGUGGGCUCAUCUGUGCGGCCUGGAGAGAACGUCGAGACGCUCCCCCCAACCAUCAUCACCAUUAUCGCCCCCGCUGUGCUCAGAAGCACCCCGUGGCGGGGCAUCCUGUGCAACAACCAUCACAUCAAGCCCAUGGUCUGCCGUGCUCUAGACCCACUGCAGUUUGUGUAUCAGAAGAAGAUGGGGGUGGAGGACGCCAGCCUCAACCCGCUCCACUGA
Mugil cephalus (flathead mullet) is the source of this 1608-nucleotide messenger RNA. RefSeq names its product probable ubiquitin carboxyl-terminal hydrolase 4. The record is from RefSeq and is a predicted model, not a curated record. The coding region runs from base 925 to 1608 and encodes 227 amino acids. Gene Ontology annotation, cellular component: cytosol; nucleus. NCBI's taxonomy places the organism in Eukaryota, Metazoa, Chordata, Actinopteri, Mugiliformes, Mugilidae. The transcript has 11 exons. Gene Ontology annotation, molecular function: cysteine-type deubiquitinase activity; cysteine-type endopeptidase activity. Gene Ontology annotation, biological process: G1/S transition of mitotic cell cycle; protein deubiquitination.